Molecule: messenger RNA, 330 nt
Organism: Eruca vesicaria subsp. sativa (arugula)
Lineage: Eukaryota; Viridiplantae; Streptophyta; Magnoliopsida; Brassicales; Brassicaceae
Source: the annotation of a GenBank genome assembly
AUGCCUCGCAGGUUCGUUGUCGUUGGCUCUUGUUCUUGGCGGCAGCUAACCAAAUCUCUGAUGAAGAGGAAGCCCACUUUUUCUUACCCAAGCCAUAGCCACCAUUUCUUGAGCCACGUCCUUCCUUUUGGCCACGCGUCUUCUUCAUCAGAGAUUCAUGGUUUCUUUACCAGCACGUUGAGAAACACACAUCUGAAGCUGAAACCUGGAAGUCUCUUGGAAUCUAGAGCUGGGUUCUUAGAUCCUCAGCUUCUUCCUAAGCCUUGCGUUUUCACUGGGUUUCAAAAACGUAGAUGGUAUUUACUCUACACAACUGAGCUUGGAUUCUGA